AUGGCGACCGAAACCCUAGAGGCGAAUACAACGGUACCGGAUCCUCCGCCGAAGGAAGAACACUGUGUUGCCAAUUCCGUGAAGGAGACGGCGAAAAAGGAAGCUCCGGCAAGUGACGACGACGCAGACAUGGAGGAGAAAGGCGAAGUAGAUGAUGGAGAAAUCGAUGAGGAGGAAAUCACUGGAAAAGAAGGUAAAUCGUCGGAGAAGGAGCCGGUGACACCCGUCAGUGAGAGGCCCACAAGGAUUAAGAAGAAAGUGGAGCGUUUCAUUUUGCCCACUCCUUCUCGAUCCUCAGGGAGCAAGCCUGUGUCAAUUGAGCAGGGUCGUGGAACACAGCUUAAGGAAAUUCCAAAUGUGGCUUAUAAACUAUCCAAGAGGAAACCUGACGACAAUCUCUUCCUACUUCACACCAUACUUUUUGGGAAGAAAGGAAAGGCGCAGACGCUGAAGAGAAACAUUGGUCAGUUUUCGGGUUUUGUGUGGACAGAGAAAGAGGAGGAGAAGCAAAGAGCAAAAGCAAAGGAGAAGCUUGAGAAAUGUAUUAAAGAGAAGUUGAUUGAUUUCUGUGAUGUGUUUGACAUACCGAUUAACAAAAGUAAUGUCAAAAAGGAAGAACUAACUGUAAGAGUGCUUGAGUUUUUGGUGAAUCCAAAGGCAACAAGGGAUAUUGUACUGGCUGAUAGUGAAAAGGAAUCUAAAAAACGCAAGAAGAGCACACCAAAAAACGUGACUUCUGCAGAGUCAUCAGAUGUCCCAGCCAAGAGAAGAAGGCAGACGAAAGAGUCUGGAAAGAAGCAAGAUCAGCCAUCUCAAGCUGAAGAAGGGAAGGAUGAGGGAGAUGUUGGUUCCGAAGGAACUAAUGACUCUCAUGGAGAAGAUGAUGCAGCUCCAGAGAAAGCUGAAGAGAAAAAGUCAACCGACAAGAAAAGGUCGUCGAAAAGGACUAAGAAGGAGAAACCAGCACCUCAAGAGGAGAAAUCUCUUAAACGUUCUUCAAAAUCUGGUGGAAGAUCCUCCAAACAAGUCGAGAAACCAACAUCAUCAUCAAGCAAAAAGCAAACAGCUGAUAAAGACAGUUCCUCUAAAGAGAAAGGCAAGAAGCAGGCGAGUAAACAAGAGGGAAAGGGAUCCAAAGAUCAAGAAAAAGCCAGCAAGAAAGGUAAAACAGAACCCACCAGAAAAGAAAUGCUUGUAGUGGUGGCUGAAAUUCUGAAAGAAGUAGACUUCAAUACGGCAACUCUAUCUGAUAUCCUGCGGAAGCUUGGGAGCCAUUUUGGAGUUGAUCUAAUGCAUAGAAAAGCAGAGGUGAAGGAUAUCAUCACAGAUGCCAUUAAUGAGAUGAGUGAUGAUGAUGAAGGAGAGGAAAACACAGAGGAUGAAAAUGAGAAGGAGAAAGAAGAGAAAGAACGAAAGGGUUAG
This is a messenger RNA of Microthlaspi erraticum, 1422 nucleotides long. Lineage: Eukaryota; Viridiplantae; Streptophyta; Magnoliopsida; Brassicales; Brassicaceae. The record is from the annotation of a GenBank genome assembly.